AAUUUUAUUUUUUGAAUAGAAAAUUUAAAAUUUUAUUAAAAAUUUACCCAAAAUAUCGAGAUUUUUCUAAAAAAAUCCCUAUAUAUAAUAUAUAAAUUAUAUCAAAAUUUUAUAGUCUCGUCAGGUUUUGAAAACCGCAAAGUGUCACGAUGGCUCUGGCAAGGUUUGAAGCUUGGCUAUAUUACCUUCCAUUAUUUACAUUUUACAACCAUUGUCCUUUGAGUUUGGUGCGUGCCUGAGGUGUCAAUAAGUCAACAGUCAUAUGGUCUCAAUAGAAAACCCAAUUCACGACGUUACUCGCACCGGACAUCAUUUCUUAACAGUUUCUUGCCGUUUUCUCUCUCUAAAAACACGUACAAACACUAAAACACACACAAACACACACUUUCUCUCUCUAAAUCCCCCAAUUUUUUUUUAUCAAACGAGGAGAGAGAGGGAGAGGGAGAGGGUGAGAGAAAGAGAAAGAUAUGUCCGACGCUUUAAUCAAUGGACUCGCCGGCGCAGGUGGUGGAAUCAUCGCUCAGCUCAUCACUUAUCCUCUCCAAACUGUAAACACGCGUCAACAAACCGAUAGAGAUCCGAAGAAAGAGAAGAAAAAGGCGGGGACGGUUGAACAGAUGUAUCAGGUUGUUCAGCAUGAAGGGUGGGGCCGACUAUACGGUGGCUUAACGCCCUCGCUGGUAGGCACGGCAUGUUCACAGGGUGUUUACUAUUAUUUCUAUCAAAUAUUCAGGAGCAAGGCUGAAGCUACAGCACUCAGACGUAAAAAGGAAGGAGCUGGUGAUGGAUCAGUUGGGAUGCUUUCAUCACUCAUGGUGGCUGCUAUGUCAGGGUGUGUUAAUGUGCUGCUCACAAAUCCUAUAUGGGUAGUAGUUACCCGUAUGCAGACUCACACAAAGAAAUCUCCAUCAAACAAGGUGGAGCCAAUUGUUGGUGGAAACGAACCACCUCCUUUUGGAACUAGCAAUGCGGUUCAAGAAGUCUUUGAUGAAGCUGGAGUCUGGGGAUUCUGGAAAGGUGUUUUCCCAACAUUGGUUAUGGUCAGCAAUCCAUCCAUACAGUUUAUGCUGUACGAGACCCUACUAAAGAAUUUAAAGCAACGUCGCGCUUUGAGCAACAGUAACAAAGGCGUAACUGCUUUAGAGGUGUUUUUGCUUGGGGCAUUAGCAAAACUUGGAGCUACAGUUGUAACAUAUCCUCUUUUAGUUGUAAAGUCGAGACUUCAAGCAAAGCAAGUGAUUGGGGUAGACAAAAAGCAUCAGUAUAAAGGCACACUGGAUGCAAUAUUAAAGAUGAUACGAUAUGAAGGGUUCCAUGGUUUUUACAAAGGAAUGAGCACUAAGAUAGUGCAAAGUGUUCUUGCUGCUGCUGUUUUAUUCAUGGUAAAGGAAGAACUUGUGAAUGGAGCUCGUUGGUUGCUGUUGAAGGAAGCAGCUAAAUCCAAACUCUCAUGA
Messenger RNA from Lactuca saligna, 1454 nucleotides. The record is from the annotation of a GenBank genome assembly. Lineage: Eukaryota; Viridiplantae; Streptophyta; Magnoliopsida; Asterales; Asteraceae.